AUGGCUGCCGCGGAUGCAGCCGUCGCAGGCAGCAGCAAACCCGGAGGUAGCAGCGCUGCGGAACCCUCGAAUCUUGCCGGGAAAUCCGGGCGGUCGGAGCGCGAUCGCGUGUACGACAUUCCCUGGGUGGAGAAGUACCGGCCGCAGCGCGUGGAGGACAUAGUGGGCAACGAAGACGCGGUUUCGAGACUCUGCGUCAUCGCACGCGAUGGCAACAUGCCGAAUCUAAUCUUCGCAGGCCCUCCUGGGACGGGGAAAACCACGAGUGUGCUCGCCCUGGCGCAUGCACUGCUGGGCCCCAGUUACAGAGACGCAGUGUUGGAGUUGAACGCGUCUGACGACCGAGGCAUUGAUGUGGUUCGCAACAAGAUCAAGAUGUUCGCCCAGAAGAAAGUCACUCUGCCUCCCGGGCGGCACAAGAUCAUCUUAUUGGACGAGGCUGACAGCAUGACAGCAGGGGCACAGCAGGCCUUGAGACGAACCAUGGAGAUCUACUCUUCCACCACCAGAUUCGCCCUCGCAUGCAACGUGUCCUCCAAAAUCAUUGAGCCCAUUCAGAGCCGCUGCGCUGUCGUGCGAUUCUCUCGCCUCACAGACGCCCAAGUGCUGGCAAGACUGAUGCUGGUUGUUCAAGAGGAGAAGGUGGCGUACGUUCCAGAGGGGUUGGAGGCGAUUGUGUUCACAGCAGAUGGGGACAUGAGGCAGGGGCUGAACAACCUACAGGCCACUGCUACUGGUUUCGGGCUGGUAAACGCCGACAACGUGUUUCGGGUGUGCGACCAGCCUCACCCACUCAAGGUAGCAGCGACAGUCAAGGCAUGUCUAUCGGGUGACAUUGACACGGCAUGCGAGGGCAUCCGGGACCUCUUUGCUCUGGGCUACGCUGCUUCUGACAUCAUCACGACACUCUUCAGAAUAGUCAAGAACUACGACAUGCCAGAGUUUCUGAAGCUGGAGUUUAUCAGGGCGGCUGCCGCGCCUGCCAACGCGACAAAGUCGGGCAAUGCUACUAAAGUUGGUAACAGCGCCGUGGGAGUGACUACGGCGAGGCUGAGCAAGGGCGCGGGCGAAGGAAAGAACUCCACAUGCGCCUACUACGGAAACUACAACGCCAACCCUUACUUCGGCAAGGGACUCACCGCGAAGAUUCCUGACGCGCUCUUCGGCAAGCGAUGCGGCGCGUGCUUCAAGGUGAUCUGCAGCAACGACACUAAGCGCUGCCGCAGCGGCAAGGCCACCGUCACCGUCCGCGUCGUCGGCGCCACCAAGACGGAGGGGAAGCAGAUUUCGCUCUCCGCCGUCUCAUGGGCGAAAAUCGUGCAGGGUUCGGACGCCGCCCCCGUUAACAUCACGUACAAGCGCACCAACUGCCAGUCGACCGCUGGAUCGGCGGUGCGCGUGCGCAGCAACUCUACCGCGGAGAAUUUUAACAUUCAGAUGGUCGGCCUUGCCGGGCCCGGCACGCUUACCGAGGUAGAGCUUAGCGCGGACGGCAAGAAGUGGGUGAAGCUGACCCGCGACGACAACAGGGCGAUUUGGGGGAUCAAGGGCAAGGAGGCGAAGGAGGUUGUGGGCGCAAAGAAGGCGAUGAGCGUUCGCCUCACUGCGGGACACACCAAGGAGAAGAUCACCCUCGCGAAUGUCGUUCCCGCAGCCUGGAAGCCUCAAACGCUCUACUCGUCCAAGACCAACUUCAAGAAGCUCAUGGCUGAGGCCAAGUAG
Molecule: messenger RNA, 1722 nt
Organism: Closterium sp. Naga37s-1
Lineage: Eukaryota; Viridiplantae; Streptophyta; Zygnematophyceae; Desmidiales; Closteriaceae
Source: the annotation of a GenBank genome assembly